AUGAAAGACGGACCAAGUUCAGAAGUUCCGUGCCCUGAAGCUAUAGAGUUUUACAAUAAGUAUAUGGGCGGCGUGGACCAUGCCGAUCAAAUGGUUUCUCUAUAUGAUAUCAACAGAAAAUUUGCGAAGUGGUGGCGAAAAGUCUAUUAUAAAUCUCUUAUGAUGGCGGUUCAUAAUUCUUUUAUACUAUUCAGAGAAACACAUCAAAAAAAUACUACCUUCAUCCAAUACGUCGUAAAACAGUUACUGAUUGCUCAUGGUAGAAAAGGUGUGAAACGUAAAAGGACCAGAAAAGUUGGCCGACAUUCACAACCAUGCACGGAUCUAAGUAAUGUUGGUGAUCAUUUAUCUAAGACAAGACAAGAAGAAGGUGCUGUCGCUUCUCUCGAAGAAAAAAUUGAAAAGAGAACCAAACUCUUGUCCAGGAUGUGUGAUUUUCCAUUAUGCGUAGAUUGA
Molecule: messenger RNA, 456 nt
Organism: Acanthoscelides obtectus
Lineage: Eukaryota; Metazoa; Arthropoda; Insecta; Coleoptera; Chrysomelidae
Source: the annotation of a GenBank genome assembly